Messenger RNA from Exophiala mesophila, 2649 nucleotides. RefSeq lists its product as uncharacterized. The record is from RefSeq and is a predicted model, not a curated record. The coding region runs from base 135 to 2360 and encodes 741 amino acids. Gene Ontology annotation, molecular function: lipid binding. The transcript has a single exon. Lineage: Eukaryota; Fungi; Ascomycota; Eurotiomycetes; Chaetothyriales; Herpotrichiellaceae.
CUUCAACUUAUUUCACUGCAUCUCCUAUACUUUACUUGCAUCAUGCUGCAGGCUUCAGUGUGAGGUCCCAAUAGCCUCUUUGACGCCCUUGACUAUUUCCAAACCUCCCGGUCCGUCACUAUCUCACCUAUACCAUGUCGUUCAUCUCCUCUUGCUUUGGCCGUAAACAUGGCGAAGAUACAGAGCCUCUCCUCCCUCGCUACGAAGAUGAUACCGCUCGUCAAAGAGCCCUCCACCAGAAGCUCCAUACCUAUCAGAUGCUGAGAGCCCUUUCCAAAGGUUUCAUGCCUUCCAAUGAGCAGACCAUCAUCAAUCUACGUACUCUCCUCGCAUCAGACAUCCUCAACCCCAAUAAUACAGAUCUCUCUGACUCCGGUCGCUUGCUCAUCCGUAACUGCCGUUCCUGGCUGAAACUGUUCAUUGAGCUGUUGAGAAACAAGAACAAUCAAGAUCAAAUACAAGACUUUAUCUGGUACUUGACAAAGUCCAGGAUUUCCAUCGAUAUCAAUGACAUCUCUCAUUCAGCAUCCAAGGUCAAGGCGCGGGCAGAUGCUCGGGCAACAUACGAAAGCUUUCGCACCGUUGGCGGACUACUUCUGACAAAUGCCGACUUUAGGCUAUUUCUCAACGACGUCACCACUAUUGGAAGAGAAGUCCUUGCCGAUACAGCCUUCUCUCUAUCAUCUGCUGCGGAGAAAACUGGGAAGCAGUUGGAACUAUCCGCAGAAGAGCAGGAAUCUGUACAAAAGCCUGGUGCCGACGAUGGUACUCUUCCUUCUAAACAAGAUCUCGAACAAAAUGUCGACGAGACAAGCCGUGUUGUUGGCCAAGAGAUCGCAAAUGUCGGCAAGGACGCUUUGCAAAGCGCGAAGGAGAACUUCUCUGGUGCCCAAGGCGAGACAUUGCUGUACCGAUUAAAGCAGACUGUUCUGAACCUCCGCAAGAGGACAGAUUAUCAAGACUCGGUGUCAACCAUAGCAAAACUCAUCCAGAGAUACGCUAUUGCGUAUUCCAGAGCUGCAGAGGCCGCCAUGGCCACGGUACAGGACGACGUGGAACCAAAUCCGGCAUUGGAUCGCGCAAUCCGCAACUUCUGGGACCUGAUGAGCAGCUUUGGAGAUGGAAAGGCGUGGGAAAAGCUGGAACAGGAUUUCAAGAAAGUCAUGAGCCACUCCAACUCAGAUCCACAGUUCGAGUCCUUCAUGACCGAUAUUGGCAACACGGUACAGCGAAUGCUGACCGACCCCGAGUUCUUUGACAAUGCGACCCAGAAGAUUGACGAGUUGAAGCAGAAAUCUUCUAGGCUCGAAAAAGAUUCUGACUUCCAAACAGAUCUGGAUAAUAUGCUUCGGCAAGCCCAAAUCACCUUGAAUUCAGUGGUAGAGGACCGGGAUGUCAACGCAUUGCUCAAAACAACAAAUCGAAUUCUUGCCAACCUCUCUCCUCCCAACAGAAUCACGAACCCGGAUCUCAUUACAGACGCCAUCCACAUCUUUCUCCCUCUCCUUCUGAGAAGUAUUCAAUACAUACCAAUUCCUCGGGUCGAGGUAUCGGUCCCCGAGAUGGAUCUGUUAUUGGAGAAUGUGGUCUUGGAACCUGGGCGCAACGUAAACUCGACCUCAUUCCUGCCAUAUCGUCUUCUCAUCUCCACCAAGAACGACCUGGAGAUUCGCAAGACACAUUCCAAGAAAACGGUAUCCAAGGCCAAAUCACUCAUCACUGUCACUAUCAACGGUCUCUCAGUGGCUGCCCAAGACCUCGGUUUUUGGAUCCGGGGUCAUGCUGGCCUCAUUCGGUUUGCAGACGAAGGCAUCGCCUCCUUCUUCCUAGACGAGCGAGGCAUUGAUGUCAGCCUCGACCUCGAGGUAGGCCGGGAACGCCUCGAGCAGAUUCUGUCUUUGCGCGGGGUUCGCGUGCACAUCCACAAACUUGAUUACAAGCUACGCAAGAGCAAAUUUUCGUGGCUCGGAUGGCUCUUUAAACCUUUCCUCAAGCACCUCAUCCGACGAUCUCUUGAAAAAACUAUCGCCGAGACCAUUGCCAGUGCGCUGCAUGCGGCCAACCGGGAACUCGUCUUUGCGCGUGAACGUCUCCGAGCGACUCGCAUUGCUGAUCCUCAGGAUCUCAUUACCUUUAUUAAGGCUAUUACUGCGCGUCUGACGCCGGAGGAUGACCCAGACUUGUAUACCCGGGUCGGGGUGGAUGCCCCUGCUCAGGGAGUGUUCAAGAACAUCUACACCCCCGGAAGCAUCGUUAAGUUGUGGCAUGAAGAGGCAUUGCGUGCAGAGGAAUCUAUUCAAGAUGGAGAGGAGCGGGGGGGAGGGUGGAGAAAUGACAUCUUUGAUACUUCUGUGCAAUAAGUCCUUGAGAAGGAAUGUAUGGUUUGUUAGGGCACAGAGUGCAAUCCAUGAUUGCUGGGAGGAUGCAGAGAAAACCCAGACGUGUGUCCUGAUUGGCUUUGGGCCUGGCUGCCUGUGCUUUGAGGGGCAUGCUUUAUUGUGUGAAUACGACAAUUGAGAUCUCUUCAAAUGAAAAAAAGGACCUUGAUGGUUGCUUGCUUUUCUAGGACUUUGUUUCGGGGGUCAUGCGAAUAGUAGGUAUGUUCGGUAUGAUGUAUGUAGGUACUUUGGGUAAUAAGCAACGGUUAUG